GGCUAAUAUCCUUUUUAUAUUUUAUCUUUUGUUAAUGAAUUAGCAUUUUAAAAAGAUUUUUUUUUUUAGAUUAGGUCCUUAAACCGUAAUUUAAGGCAAAUGUGAACCUCAUGAGUUGAGGCAAAAAGUGGUCUAAUAUGAAACGCUUACAUUUUAAAAUUAAAAUAUAUAAAUAUAAAGCUUUAAAUUGGCCACCAAUAUCCGCUUCAUUCUCUCACCCACUCAAUCUCAUUCCCAUUUCCCAUGCACCAUGCAAUCCCAUAAUUCCCAAAAACAAAUAACUCUCUCUUUCUCUCUCUCUUCUUCGUUUGGUUUCUCUGAUAAUUUUCCCACGUAAUAAGCUUUCCUCUCUCUGUGCCCAGAUUCUUGAAAUGAAUGAGUCCACGACUGGGGCUAAGAAAUGGGUUUGCAAGGAUCUCAGCAAGCUGGUAAGGUCCGCAGGCGUUUUUUAUGGCGACAAUCCUUUCGAUUUUUCUACUCCGAUCCUUUAUGCACAGCUCUCUAUAUCUGCCUUGCUCACCGCUCUUCUUCAAUUGAUUCUCAACCCACUUGGCCAAAGUGCUUUUAUUUCUCAGAUGCUCGUGGGUAUUAUUCUAAGUCCAUCAAUUAUAGGCGAUACUACAUUUGCAAAGACAGUUUUCCCUGAGACCAGCUUUUAUAUCAGUGGAACCUUUGCCUUUUUCGGGUGCAUGCUCUUUAUGUUCCUCGUGGGAGUUAAAAUGGAUUUGGGUUCGGUGUUUACUUCAGGAAGGAAAGCAGUGGCAAUCGGCCUCUGUUGUUUCAUCUUUCCAUUUCUUAUGAACACAUCCGUUGCUGUAAUUUUAAAGCAGAUGGUGAAAAUGGAUGUAGCAUUAGAUAAUUCUUUGUUUAGCAUAGCAUGCUUUCAAUCCAUGAGUUCUUUUUACGUCACGGCAUGUCUCUUAACAGAUUUGAAGCUCCUCAACUCGGAACUCGGCUACUUAGCCGUGUCUUCUUCUAUGAUCAGCGGGACACUGUCUUGGCUCGUGAUUCUUAUGGCUUUCACUGUUAGACAGAGUUCUUUUGGAAGUACACACCCACUUCCUCUUUUGGCAGUAAGUUUGUGCGUUAUGGUGGUUAUCAUACUGGGCAUCCUCAGGCCUAUUAUGCGUUCCAUGGUUAAAAAUACAAACAGAGGAAGAGCAGUCCCAGAGCAUUACAUCACUUCCGUUUUUUUAAUGGUGUUAUGCUGUGCGUUCUUGGGGGAGUUUGUUGGGCAGCAUUUCAUGUUGGGGCCAAUGAUUUUGGGUCUCGUUGUACCAGAUGGUCCGCCAUUGGGAUCGGCCUUGGUCGAUAAGCUAGAGUCUUAUGUUUCCUCAAUAUUGUUACCAAGUUACUUUAUUUACAGCGGUGCUUCCAUCGAUCUAUGUUCCGUUGACAUGAAAACGUUUGGGAUUGUUUGGGUUUUGGUUUUUUCUAGCUUCUUUGCAAAACUCGUAGCAGCUAUGGUGCCUUCACUCUUGUGCAAAAUGCCUUUGGUUGACUCCCUAGCACUUGGCCUUGUCUUGAGUACCCAAGGCAUCACUGACAUUCUCAUAUGGCAACAUGGCAUGAUGCUCCGGUUGGUCGACCAAAAAUCAUACACUUGCAUGAUUUUAUCAACCAUCUUUAUAACAGGAACCAUAACCCCACUAAUUAAACUACUCUAUAACCCAUCGAAGAGAUACGCAUCAACCAAACUGAGGACCAUUGAGCAUGCCUCAGAAAACGACUCCGAGCUCCGGCUGCUAGCCUGCAUCCACCGCCAAGACAACACUCCUUCCAUCAUCCAUCUCCUUCAACUCUCCAACCCCACAAUCAAGAAACCCAUCUGCUUCUAUGUUGUCCACCUAAUCCGACUUGUUGGCCGAUCCUCAGCCCUUCUCAUAACUCACCGUCCAGGCAAAAGAAAGUCUUCCCACUCCAUUCAAUCCAGCCGCAUAAUCAACGCUUUCCAACAUUUCGAGGAGGAAAAUCAUGGCAAACUCACGAUAACUGCAGUCACGGCCAUGGCGCCCUCUGCCAGCAUGCAUAACGACGUGUGCACUCUGGCUCUUGAGAAAAGGGUUGCCAUGGUGAUCAUCCCUUUCCACAAGUUGUGGACACGACACGGCUCAGACGAGACAUUGAUGAACAACCCUUUAAGAACAGUGAACCUUAACAUCCUAAGAAACGCACCCUGCUCGGUUGGGAUCCUUGUCGACCGUGGCUCCUUAAGUGGCAUCAUGAAUCCACCUGUUUCCUCCACAAAAACAACUCACUCAAUCGGAAUGGUCUUCCUUGAAGGACCUGACGACCGAGAAGCAUUGGCAUACGCAACUCGAAUGGCAGAGCAUCCUUCGGUUGGCGUCACGGUUGUUAGACUCAGAGAUUUGAACAAAGCAGCAACAGGGGUUGAUGCAGAGGACGUUAGAAACAUAGAGCUUGAUUCUAAGAUGUUGGAAAAGUUCAUGGCGGUGGCUAAGGGAGCCGGGGUUGUUGGGAAGAAAAGGCAUCACUUCAGAGACAAAGGUGUUAAGAACAGCGUGGAAAUGAUCAAUGUGGUUCGGUCGAUGGAGAAGUUAUACGAGUUGAUUUUAGUGGGGAGACGCCAUUCGAGCGAGUCACCUCUGUUUGCUGGGCUUACGGAGUGGAGUGAGUAUCCUGAGCUGGGUUUCAUUGGAGAUGUUUUGGCAUCAUCGAGUAAUAAUUGUGGGGUCUCUCUUUUGGUAGUUCAACAAUCCGACGAGGGCAAAACCAGUAAGGCUAAGUGCCCUGGCGUCGUUGUUACCACCAAUAAUAAUAAUAACAACAAUAAUAUUGCAGGCUCGGUUCGUGUGGAUAUACCACGUAGUAAUAAUAUUAAUAAUAAUACUAAUACUAAUAAUAAUAAUAAUAAUAAUAACAAAGUCCACCCAGUUUCUCACGAAACAAACAGAGAAUCAUUAGGUGUAUAGUUCACGUAUGUGUGUGUAUAUAUACAACCGUACAUAUAUUUGUAUACAUAUGGACUGAUAAUCAUUACAGGAAUACACUUUUUUUUUUGGGUGA
Cannabis sativa is the source of this 3027-nucleotide messenger RNA. Its product is annotated as cation/H(+) antiporter 15. Gene Ontology annotation, molecular function: antiporter activity. Gene Ontology annotation, biological process: regulation of pH; proton transmembrane transport. The record is from RefSeq and is a predicted model, not a curated record. The transcript has 3 exons. NCBI's taxonomy places the organism in Eukaryota, Viridiplantae, Streptophyta, Magnoliopsida, Rosales, Cannabaceae. The coding region runs from base 372 to 2933 and encodes 853 amino acids. Gene Ontology annotation, cellular component: membrane; endomembrane system.